GCGCGCUGUGAAAGUAAAGCCGGGAGGAGGUCGAGGUAUGGGAGCUGCUGUUGCGGAGGGUGAAUCCCGGGACGCAAGGUGUCGUCGGGUUAGAGCCUGGAAGCAAAGGAAGUUGCCUGACCCCGGGGUUGUGCGGGGAGGGAGGAUCAAUCACCCCCAGCCUACCCCAGGCGGGUUGGACUCGGCAUUCACUGAUCAAGAAGGCAGCCCCAAGGCAAGGUCUCCUUAAGUGGGGAGGACACCCCGGCCGCUCCGCCAAGGCCUUGUGCGCUCGUGUGGCCAGACUGUGAGCCUCUGGGGAGACGCAAGCCAGCGGAAGGAAAGAAAGGGACGCCAGUGAUCAAAGCCACAUAAUGUCAGUAGUUCGUUCAUCCGUCCAUGCCAAAUGGAUCGUGGGGAAGGUGAUUGGGACAGCAAUGCAAAAAACAGCUAAAGUGAGGGUGACCAGGCUUGUUUUGGAUCCCUACUUAUUAAAGUAUUUUAAUAAACGAAAAACCUACUUUGCUCAUGAUGCUCUUCAGCAGUGCACAGUUGGGGAUAUCGUGCUUCUCAAAGCUCUACCUGUCCCACGAACAAAGCAUGUGAAACAUGAACUGGCCGAGAUCGUUUUCAAAGUUGGACAAGUCAUAGAUCCAGUGACCGGAAAACCCUGUGCAGGAACUACCUACCUGGAAAGCCCAGUCAGCUUGGAAACUACCCACUUAACCAAAAAUCUGGAAGAACUGAAUAGCUCUUUAGCACAGUGAAGGACGAUUGGAAGGAGACAAAGGGAAAGAUUUAUAAGUUUGCUUUACAGAAAAAGAAAUUUUUCUAAAUUUCAUUACAAACUGUCCAAUUUCUCUUCUGGUAUUUAUGGAAUAGCUAAAAGUAAAUGAAGUAAAGGCCUUGUUAAAAUUUUUCAUGAGUGUAAGGUCAUGUUUGAAAUUUCCUUUUCAUUGGACAUACUUUCCUCUUACAGGAAGUGUACCUAGUAAUCCCCUGCAUUGUUUUGUAAGCUCACUUUUUUAGGUGUAUCUUUUUUUUUUUUUUUUUUUUUCAUUCAAAGGAAUCUUGAAUUUAUCUUAGAACCCUUAUUUGGGGAGGAAAAUACCUUUUGAUAUCUUAAAACAGAAGACUGCAUUAAGUGAAUAUUUAUUUUUGGUGGUAUAUAUUUGAAACUAAUUUGAAAUUUUUCUUUUUGUUUUUUUUUUUGUUUUUUUGUUUUUAAUGUUUAUUACUUUUGAGAGAGAAAGACAGAGAGCAAGCAGGAGAGGGGCAGAGAGAGGGAGACACAGAAUCCAAAGCAGGCUCCAUGCUGUGAGCUGCCAGCACAGAGCGUGACCUGGGGCUUGAACUCAUGAAUGGUGAGAUCAUGACCUGAGCUGAAGUUGGCUGCUUAACCAACUGAGCCAUCCCAGUGCCCCUGAAAUUAUUUCUUUGAUUUAACCAAUUACAAAUGGAAAUAAUCAGCAGUCUGGUUGAGGUCAGACCUUAUAAUAAGAAUGUCGACACAUAGAAAAUAAAACUUGAAAAUUCUGUGUCA
Molecule: messenger RNA, 1522 nt
Organism: Neofelis nebulosa (Clouded leopard)
Lineage: Eukaryota; Metazoa; Chordata; Mammalia; Carnivora; Felidae
Gene: MRPS17
Product: mitochondrial ribosomal protein S17
Exons: 3
Coding region: 354-746 (130 amino acids)
Biological process (GO): mitochondrial translation
Cellular component (GO): mitochondrial small ribosomal subunit; ribosome
Molecular function (GO): structural constituent of ribosome
Source: RefSeq, a predicted model, not a curated record